Molecule: messenger RNA, 644 nt
Organism: Drosophila novamexicana
Lineage: Eukaryota; Metazoa; Arthropoda; Insecta; Diptera; Drosophilidae
Gene: SmD1
Product: probable small nuclear ribonucleoprotein Sm D1
Exons: 2
Coding region: 111-485 (124 amino acids)
Biological process (GO): spliceosomal snRNP assembly; RNA processing
Cellular component (GO): U4 snRNP; catalytic step 2 spliceosome; spliceosomal tri-snRNP complex
Molecular function (GO): RNA binding
Source: RefSeq, a predicted model, not a curated record
GGUGCAGCUCGGCUUGUAUUUAUCAUAUAUUUGGCAAAUAGUAGUGUCAAUUUUUUUAAAACCAAUAACAAUAUAUUCGUAAGCGUGUAUUGAUAUUCAAAUAUUUCAAAAUGAAAUUGGUGAGAUUUCUGAUGAAACUCAGUCACGAAACUGUAACAGUCGAAUUAAAAAAUGGAACUCAAAUCCAUGGAACAAUUACUGGAGUAGACGUAGCCAUGAAUACACAUCUCAAAAGUGUUAAAAUGACCAUCAAAAAUAGAGAUCCAGUGCACUUGGAAUCCUUAAGCAUUCGUGGCAACAAUAUACGAUACUUUAUAUUACCGGACAGUCUGCCACUGGAAACUUUGCUUAUAGACGAUACUCCAAAGUCAAAAUCCAAGAAAAAGGACAGCGGGCGUGUUGGAAAUCGUGGAAGAGGCAGAGGCAGCCGUGGACGUGGUGGUCCACGAGGACGUGGACGAGGCAGGGCACCAGCCAGACGUUAAGUAUAAAGUACAGAAAAUAAAAAAAGAUAACCUAUGUAUGAAAAAUAAUUACAAGCGCCCGGUACAAAUAACAUGAGGGCACUUUUUGAAAAAAAUUCUAUUCUAUGAUAAGCAUUUGGUGUUGCCCACUCAAAACAAACGUGAAAAUAAAACUUACAU